UUGAUGGCUGAGUUAGUUCACGGUUGAACGUACUCUCUCCGUCUGAUAUGUACUUACCUUCCAUUUGGCGGAAAAUAAUGUUUAAGUACUAUUCCACGGUGUUUCUUUACAGAGGUCGUUAAUCCCCGCGCGCGCAACUCGCUCGCGCUUCCAAAGGCGAUAGAGAUAUCAUGCCGCGGCUGCAGGUACGCGGCUCGCAAAAUCGCGGGCCUCUUCGAAGCUGGUGGUGCAGCAACGACAGCAGCAACAGCAGUCGGAGCUCAUCUGCACCGGGAGAUUUUCUUGCCCGGCGCGGACGAGGAGUCGGGAAUACAGAGGAGAGUCGAUUGGCACCGAUUUGAGAGGACCAACGUGGUCAUGGAACUGGGUACGGGACUACUCGGCCUCGACUGUUGAUACCACGGCAACGAAGACGACGAGGACGAGGACGAGGGCAACGCGUCAUCGGUACCGAGAGGCGAAAAGAACCCGAGCCUAGAAAAGAGGGGCGCGAGGAAGUGGAGACCGAGGAGCGGGGGGAGGAGGAGGAGGAGGAUCGGGACAUCGCGGUCGAUGGCGCAAUGAGCGGGGCCCCUACGAGGGGCCCGACGGCCCAGCGUCCGCGACGCCCGCACCACAAACGUCACCGCAGAGCCCCGGACCCAACGGAGCCACCGGACCCCGACGAGCCGGAGGAGAAGCGGCCCAAGGUGAACCCGAUAUUCCUCUGGGCGUCGCAGCGGGAACAGAGGAUAGUCGAGGUCCGGUGCGAGGACUACGACAAACGGAACAGGAUAAAGCUGACGAAAACGGCUCAAGGCUGGCGCUCGAUACCCCGGACUACCGUCAUUCCAACGAUCAUACCGUCGACCAGCGGGACCAGUGGGACUGCUGCCGCUAAUUCGACGGAGGAUACGAGCUACCGAAAUGGCGACGACGACAACAACAAUCCGAGGCACCGCCAUCAUCACCGGGGACAUCGACAUCACCACCAUCACCACCAUCGUCGCAAGUCGCGAGAACGAACGACGACCGAAGACGAGGAAGUCCUGCGUCGACGGCACCUUCUGCUUCAGCCACGAGUUGUUCUCCAGCAGCUUCGACUUCCUCAGGUUACCGCCGCCUCGGCUGACCAGGAAGAUCCCCGAAGGGAACAUAUGCUUGGAUUGCUUGAUGCCACCGCCGCAUCUCCGGCCAUCGCAGCCAUGGCUGCUGACACUCCAAUCGCCGAUCUACCCGACUCUCCGAACCAUCCUCACGACGAGCCGGUCCAAGAAGUGGUCAGUGCACCGUUACCCUCACCGUCACCUUCUGCGGAGACAAACGAUUCUCAGCAUCGACGGCGACCCGCGCGAUCGCAGAGCGAAGAUCCGAGGAUGGAAAAAAGCGGUGAUACCAGCUGGUCGAGGAGCAGCCUUGGCUCUCCGUCGAGGAUACUAAACGCUCUAAGGAACACGCCUGGACUGUCGGUCUCGAUCGCAGGAAGCCCGGCGAGUUCUGACAAGACUGGAAAUUUGCCUUCACCGGGCUCCCCGGGGCACCGAAAACCCGGAAGACCACCCCCCGGAUUAUUGGUAGCAAUGCCGGUGGGUAAUGGCGAGGGAAAACCGCCACAUAACGUUCCAAUACUGAUGUCCGGUCUGUCCAUCAGCAUUCCAAGCUACCGUUACCGGCCUCGAAGCAGAGGAACGACGCCCUGCGUGAGAAAACUCGAUCCCGAUUCCCCCUGCGCCGGAUACAACCCGAAGGUCGAGCCACCGGAAGACUUCGACGAUUCAAGGUCACAGGGUACCGUCGUCCAGGCCUCUCCGCAGCCUAGUGGAAUACCUUGUUCACCUGCCGCUGGUGGACGGCCAGCCUCGGCGUACUUGGAACGGCUGCUACCCAGUCCACCGUGUUCGGUAUCGUGUUCGGAGGACGCGCGUAACGACCUCACCCUGAAGGGUAUACUCGCGUCGCCGAGUCAGCACCAUCGGCAGACCUCUACGUCCCAUCCGCACCUCCAGACGGAGACAAACAACAAUAAUAAUAAUAACGAGUACGGUCCCGCUUCCUUGGAACUCGAUUCACCCGGUGAUCCGGCCUCUGAGCUCCGCGAACUCCUCAGGGUCUCCGGUCACCUCAUACCCGACCCGCUCCUCGUCCCCAGGGACCUUCUUCCGGCGCUCGCCGCCGCACCGGCGAACGAAAUUCCGAGACUACUAGCCUCCCGACCGGAACUCAGGCUCCCGCAGGCUUUAACCAGGCCGGAACUACUCAGGGACCCGGAUCUGUUGGUCAUUUCUCUCGCCCAUCUUCAGCACGUCCUCGACUACGGCGAGGGACCGGUACCGGCUGAUAGACGAGACGACCAAGCAAGGCCGAAACUCACCUGCAAGCCGAUCGGCACCCUCAUGCCAGCCCCCAUAGAUCUUUCGGCGAAUCGUCCGAGGCAUACGACCAACGGUGGGUCAUAUCCGCUGCUCAGGGUCCGGACUACCGGGCUACUGAAACAGGAAUCGGAGGUCACCUCAACCGCCGCGUCGCCCGAGGACUCGCAAUUUUGGCAUCCUUUAUUUAGCAGUCAAAAAAGGCACCUGCAUCACCUGCACCAGCAUCACUAUCACUACGAGCAGCCACAGCAACAGCAACAGCAGCAGCAGCGUCAGGUUUAUAUUCAACAAGCCCAGAAUCAGCAACAACAGCAUCAGCAGCCAAUGCAGCAGCAACAGCAACAGCAACAGCAGCAGCCACAGCCACAGCCACAGCAGCAGAAUCAUGGAUCGUGGCACAGAGCCACGAUAGCGUCAUGACCGAGAUCCAAUUCGGAUAUCUUUAACCAGCUGCACCAGGGAAGCACUGAGUGCGGAAAUCAGCGUCACCCCUAAGCCGGUUGUGCCGGACGAUUUUACCUCGGCGAAGAUGAAAUUGCACGCAUUUAUUUUACACGUGUUGUAAAAAUAUAUAUCGUCUGCAAUAACCGUGUCACGGUCAAAAGUAUAUGUAUGUAUGUAUGUAUAUAUACAUACAUACAUACACACAAUAUAGACACACGUAAUUUAUGUGAUCCGCACACGUGCGCAGACAUUGUUUAAUGUUUGACGAACGUUGCGGUCACCUCCAUGUUUGCACUUAACAUACGUGUACACAUGCGUUUACUAAUUGUACGCGUUUAACGCGCGUUCGUAACUUGUAUUGCUGCAUCCGUGGUGCCGUUGUGCGCUUGAACCUAGAUAUGUCUAUGUAUGAUUAGUUUUAAAUACGUAAUACCUUGGCUGAUGAAUGCGCCGCGUGCAACGCGGCCUCCAUAGCUGUUAUUACAGCUAACGCUAAACCUGUGAAAAUUAUUAUUUAUUAUAUGAAAAUGUUGUAAAUAAUGGCUAUACAAGCUGCUGCUGCUGCUAACUACUACCAUUAUUGCUAUAGAUAUAAUAUUACUGUAAUCAUUACUAUAACGUACAAGAAUCAUGCUACCCCCUUUGACGAGAUCAAGUGCGAUCGCUAAACGCAUCUGCAUAUGUAUAUGUAUAUUUACUUAUACCAUACAUAUAAAUACAAUACUACUAGGUUUAAUAUUUUAAGGAAAUGUAUGAUAUUUAUAGGUGCUAUACCAUUGUUAUUAAAUUAGAUAUAUUAUACGAUCUCUGUAGAUAGAUAAUAGGUAGAUAGACGGAAAGGAGGUGAAUAAUUUAAAAGAAAAGAGG
This is a messenger RNA of Diprion similis, 3662 nucleotides long. RefSeq lists its product as uncharacterized. The record is from RefSeq and is a predicted model, not a curated record. The transcript is spliced from 2 exons. The coding region runs from base 561 to 2771 and encodes 736 amino acids. Lineage: Eukaryota; Metazoa; Arthropoda; Insecta; Hymenoptera; Diprionidae.